AUGUCUGCAGGUCACUCACUGACCUGCUACUCCCCCUUAUCAUCAGUGAGUCUGGACCAUGAAUUUUUUCAUUACACGCGUGACCGAUUCAUUCAAAAUGAAGCGCAGCGAUACAUUCACUUUGACGUUAAGAAGUUAGCACAUGUUGGGGCGGCGGCUGUUGGUGCCAAAUCCUGCUUCAACAUCAAGAAGUACCUUAAUGGCAUAUGCAAUAAAGCUUCCCUACUUACUCUGGACAAUGGCAUGCAAGCUGUGGCAAAUAUUCCUAAUCCCAAUGCCUGCCUUCCUCACCUUACUACUGCCAGUGAAGUAGCGACAAUGGAAUUUGUGCGCAGCGUAUGCAAAACUCCUGUUUCCCAAGUAUAUUCAUGGAACUCGAGGCCAAAUUCUGUAGGCGCGGAGUAUAUCAUUGUGGAGAAGGUUCCCGGCGUGCCGCUAGAUUCAGUCUGGCCUCGCAUAGCUCAACUGACCACACUUGUCGAGGUGAAAUGA
Molecule: messenger RNA, 492 nt
Organism: Histoplasma mississippiense
Lineage: Eukaryota; Fungi; Ascomycota; Eurotiomycetes; Onygenales; Ajellomycetaceae
Exons: 3
Coding region: 1-492 (163 amino acids)
Cellular component (GO): mitochondrion
Source: RefSeq, a predicted model, not a curated record